CAUCCCAUGACAGUAUCCAACCCACGCCCAUCGAUCUCAAAAAAAAAACCCCACGCCCAUCGGUUCAUCACAUCCGGUAACCUCAGCAAGACUGCGCCCUGCGAAUCUCCGUCGCCCGUCGCACGCCGGGAUUCAACCCACGCCCAUGGGGUCAUCAGAUAAACCACGCGCCCGCGCAACGCCGCGCGGCUGUCUCAAACACCGGUCGGUCGCCAGCCAGACACAUCCACCCGCGCGGAGACGACUAGGCAACCGCGAAACGUUCCAGGAAGCGCACCCAUUCCCGUCAGAAGUCGUCGCGCCAAGGCCCCCAAACGCCCAGGCAUCUCACCCGACAACCCUGGUCCGCCCGCGCGGCUAACCAAACCAACUCACCGCACCUCACUCGGACACUCCCGAGCCCGGCCGCCACCGGCUGCCUCCCGCCUCCGCGCGCCACGAGCCCCCGCGCCGCUUGCGGCUGCCUGUUUGUCGGACUGCUCGGCUUGGAGUUCCUCGAGCAGAAGGGAGGAGCGCACGGCGAGUAAAGAUGGCAGCGGGUCCUUGGCAGUGAUCACAGGGACAACAUGACGGAAUUUGGGACUGAGCCCACGAAGAAGAUUAAGCUCCUGAUUUUCUUCACGAACGGGCUCCAUUGGUUGUAAUUUGAUUCGAAGAGAUCAAGAAUCACAGGGACGUGAGAUUUGAUAUUGACCAUUUGAAUGGUGGAUGGUGCAGGGACGCAAGCAGGCAGGGGAACAACACGAUUGCCGGCAUUGUCAGGGGAGGAGGGUGAGGAGGAAGAAGAAGAAUUACUGGCAUUGGAGGCCAUGGCAGCGGAAGAAGAUGGUGGAUUCAAGAGCAGCAAGCUUUGAGCUAUUCCUAAGGCCGUCGGUUGUGGGAGCGCGGCAGUUGCGAGUGCGAUGAGAUCAGCUGGUGGCGUGGCGAGGAGUGCGCGCAUCAGUUGUUGACCGAGACGAACGCAGGUGCCAAGCUCGUUAACACACCCCCAACGAACUAACCAAACCCAGCCGCGGCCAGGCGCAGCCCAGAGCCCUAGGCCAGCCAAGCCAACCGCGCGCGGGGGCAUGGAGCGCAGGCAGCCCGCGCCGCUGGCGCUGCGGAGGAAGGGAGCGGUGCCGGCCCGGGAGUGGCUGGUGGUGCCGGCGGCGGGGGAGGCGCGCACGGCCGAGUUCGGGAAGCAGCGGAUCAUGGAGAUGACGGGGCUGCCCGCGCGGGACCUCCGCGUGCUCGACCCGCUCCUCUCCUACCCCUCCACAAUCCUGGGCCGCGACCGCGCCGUCGUCGUUAACCUCGAGCACGUCAAGGCCAUCGUCACCGCCGCCGAGGCGCUCGUCCCGGACCCCGUCAACCCGCUCCUCCGCCCAUUCCUCACCGACCUCCACACCCGCCUUGCGCUCCCGGAUGUGCCUAGCACGAGCCCGGCGACUGAUCGCGGCACUGACACAGAUCAAAGUGAGGGGAACGGCCCAACGCUGGCGCUCUACAGGUCUGGGAGCGUCAAGAUCCUGCCCUUCGAGUUCAAGGUGCUCGAGGUCUGCCUCGAGCAUACAUGCAAAUGCUUGGAAUCUGAGGUGUGGGCUCUCGAGAAGGAGGCUUACCCGGCCUUGGAUGAGCUGACCUCCAAGGUUAGCACGCUCAACUUGGAGCACGUCAGGCAGAUCAAGAGGCGCUUGGUCGAGCUGGCAGGGCGCGUGCAGAAGGUGAGGGAUGAACUCGAGCACUUGCUGGACAACGACAUGGAUAUGUCUGAGAUGUACCUGACGAGAAAACUCACGUUCCAAGGAUUCAGUGAGUCGUUAGGCAGGGUGGGUUCAAAUAAGGAUGCAUCCACCUAUCAUGACGAGGAGAAGGAGGAAGAAGACCGUGAUGAUGAUAUAGAGACUGGCCGCGAAAGUUUUGCUUAUGUUAAGCCUAAUAUUGAAGAGUUGGAAAUGCUUCUUGAAGCUUACUUCGUGCAGGUUGAUGGCACUCUGAACAAAUUGUACAAUCUCAGGGAGUACGUGGACGACACCGAAGAUUACAUCAACAUAAUGCUUGACGAGAAGCAGAACCAGCUGCUGCAAAUGGACGUCAUGCUCACGACGGCGACCGUGGUGGUCACCGCAGGAAUUGCGGUCGUGAGCUUGUUCGGCAUGAACAUCCACAUCGACCUCAUGAAAGAUCCGGAGACUCCUGAGGAGGCGAGGAUCAAGAACAUGAAGUUUUUGGAGACCACCUGGGGCGCGGUUGCCGGAUGCAUUGUGAUAUAUCUCCUAGCGAUCUAUGCGGGCAAGAAGAGCAAAAUUCUGCAGUGAUGGUGUUCUUGUCAGUUCAGCAAGUGAUGGAGCAGAGGAAGUGUCACGCAGUGAGCUCUGCGGCCUGAGACCACGCCAUUUUGCAGCAGCAAGAAAUUCCCAGGUUGUGUAUAUGAUGCAAUAAUUAUGAUGAUCAUGCUCUCGUUCUUCUAGGAUUUAGCACAUUUCAUCCCAUUUUUUUUUGUCAA
Molecule: messenger RNA, 2485 nt
Organism: Phragmites australis (common reed)
Lineage: Eukaryota; Viridiplantae; Streptophyta; Magnoliopsida; Poales; Poaceae
Product: magnesium transporter MRS2-E-like
Exons: 6
Coding region: 1068-2297 (409 amino acids)
Biological process (GO): magnesium ion transport
Molecular function (GO): magnesium ion transmembrane transporter activity
Source: RefSeq, a predicted model, not a curated record